Molecule: messenger RNA, 1458 nt
Organism: Acanthocheilonema viteae
Lineage: Eukaryota; Metazoa; Nematoda; Chromadorea; Rhabditida; Onchocercidae
Source: the annotation of a GenBank genome assembly
AUGUUAGCACCAGUUAUAAAGCACGAUUUAUAUCACGAGUCAGAUGGUUCAUGGUUAGGUAGCAGUUUGCGCUCAUCAGAUGGAGGAGCAUCGCACGGUGGAGGUACGGAUGAUGUUGGUUUGGAUGAUCGGGCACGCAUUGAGCGCAAAAUAGAGCAAAUCAAAGAAAGAUUAUCUCGCAUUUCUCUUGCCAGAGAGGCGGAUGUUGAUGAUUUCUUGUCUAUGACUAGCAGUAUGGAAGGUGGAAGCGAAAAUCCACAACUAGCCCGGGUUCGACAACAUUUUGAGAAAAAAAACAAGAAAAGUUCGCAAGAAAUUGAACAUUUAAAGUAUGCUGUUGUAAAUUAUGUGUAUGUUUUAUAUGCAUUCCGUGCCGGUACGGUUUUUCUCCUCAUACAACGACAGAAGAAACUGGAACAGCUGCAGUCAAAAUUAAUGGAUUUGAAUAUGGGAAUUGUUACCGAAUUUUCAUCUAAAAGCGCUGUCCUUAAUAAUAUUAGGAAAACGGGUCCAUUGCUUCGAGAAGUGAUAGCUGCACCACGUGGUAUAGCACAUAUAAUCAAAAGUACUUUUGGGUCAGCAGACAAUAUACCGGGCAGUAUUGCAAGUGAUGUAUCUAAUGUGGGCCAUUCCACUUUUUAUUCAGAUACACAAACUAAUGAUAGGACGCGUAAGUUGAAUUUAGAAAAUUGCGAUGUCGGAUCAUCACCAGUUAAGCGCGGACAUAAGCGUAAUGAAACACUUCCUCCAAUGGCAUUUGAUCUCGAUAACUUAGUAACUUCAUCUCGAUCAGAAUCUCGUAAUGAAUCGGAAGCCGGAUUUACUGCUUCAAAUACUGUGGUCGAAUUGCGUAAUGAUAUACAAGAAUUGAAAGCACAAAAUCAGGCACUUCUUGAGCAGCUUAAUAAGUUACAAGUGCAGAAUAAAUCCGAAUUCAAUUACUUCAACAAUGCGCUUCAUGAAGAAAGGAUCAAAACACAGAGACUUGAAGAAAUGUUGAAUGAAACGAUUGAAUUGCAUCAGGCUGAAAUAAUUGCACUUAAAUCUGAUCUCAACACAAUUGCUACACGUAUGGAUUAUCAGUACAGCGAUCGCUUUCGAUCUAUUGAAGAGAACAUUGAAAGUACUCAAAAUAAGAUGAUACGAAUGGAAGUAAAUGUGAAAGAAUGGACAGAAUUUCGACCACAAACAACAUUCAAUUCAGUAAUGCUUUCUGGAACAAAUAUUCUGGUGGAAUUUAUCAAGCUUGUAUUGCUUAUUGUGUCUUUUGCUCUUGAUUUUGUUAAACCUUUCACCGGUACCAGGACCCGCGCUGGGUUUGUGAUUGUGUCCUGGUUAGCGCUAAUGAUCUUGACACAUUUUAUCAAUUUUGAUGAAUUAAUACGAAGAAUUGGUGGUAUUUUCUAUCUUUUUUCAACAUCGUCAUCAUCAAAUUCUAGUAACACAAAUCCUUUGUAG